AUGGGCAGCUCAGCAUGUGACAAUUCGUCCGAGAAGGGAUGGGUGGUGCAGAAGUUUGGUGGCACCAGUGUAGGCAAGUUUCCAGACAAGAUUGCUCGUGAUAUUGUCAGAGCCAGUUUGUCAAAUAACCGAGUCGUUGUCGUCUGUUCUGCCCGCAGCACGGGCAAGAAAGCCGAGGGCACCACCAGUCGGCUACUGGCUGUCUUCAACAAGUUGAAAAACAUUGCCACCCCCAUCAGCUCCGAGGAGAAGCAGCAGGAGCUGAUUGAGCAGGCCGCGGGGCUCAUUCGAGAUGUCUGCAACGACCACGUCGCCGCCUCCGAGACGUUUGUCAAGGACCCGGAGUUGAGAGCGGCCCUCAUUUCCAAGCUCAGGGCGGAAUGCCAGGAGUUGAUUGAGUACAUCAUGGCCACCAGGAGGUUCAACCUCGAGGUCAAUUCAAGAUCAAAGGACCGCGUCAUUAGCUUUGGCGAGAAGCUCAGCUGCCUGUUCAUGACCACGUUGCUGCAGGAUUCUGGCGUUGAAGCAGAAUACGUUGACCUGUCCGACGUCUUGCACAGCGACACCCCUUCUCCGUCCCUGGAUGCCGGCUUCUACAAGCUGGCAGUGAGCAGAUUCGUCAAGAAGCUGGCCGCCUGCGAGAAUCGGGUCCCCGUCGUCACGGGCUUCUUUGGAAACGUCCCAGGCAGCCUGAUUGACGGAGACAUUGGCCGUGGCUACACGGAUCUCUGCGCGGCCUUGUGCGCGGUGGGACUGAGCGCAACGGAAUUGCAGAUCUGGAAAGAGGUCGAUGGCAUCUUCACGGCCGAUCCGUCAAAGGUGCCCACGGCGCGGCUGCUGGGGUCCAUUACACCCUCGGAGGCUGCCGAGCUGACGUUUUACGGCUCCGAGGUCAUCCACCACCUCACCAUGGACCAGGUCAUCCGGGCUCACCCGCCCAUCCCCAUCCGCAUCAAGAACGUCAAGAACCCGCGCGGAAACGGCACGCUGGUCAUCCCGGACCCGAUUCUGUCGCCGGGAGAGAAGCUUCACCGAUCACGGUCCUCGCAAAGGGCCGCCAGAGACCCCAAGAACCCCAAGCGUCCCACCGCCGUCACGAUCAAGGAUCAGAUCAGCGUCAUCAACGUCCACUCCAACAAGAGAUCCAUCUCUCACGGAUUCUUUGCGCGGGUCUUUUCGAUUCUCGACAAGCAGUCCAUCUCCGUCGACCUCAUCUCCACGAGUGAGGUGCACGUCUCCCUGGCCAUUCAUGCCGACGGCAUCCGGUCCGAGGCCUUUGAGACGGCCACGCGCAACCUGGAGGAGUGUGGCGAUGUCAGCAUCCUGACGGACAUGGCCAUUCUCAGCUUGGUUGGCGCAGACAUGAAGAACAUGGUGGGCGUUGCCGGACGCAUGUUUUCGACGCUUGGAGAGCAUAAUAUCAAUCUUGAGAUGAUCUCCCAAGGUGCGAGCGAGAUCAACAUCUCUUGUGUCAUUGACGCCCGCGACGCCACGAGGGCUAUGAACGUUUUGCAUACCCAUCUAUUCACGUUUCUGGAUUAGAGAAAAGGGAGAUGGCCACCACAGCGAACAUUUCGGCAUCGGAUUUCUGAUAUGUAUGUUCAUCAUAGCAUUAGGCAUGCACUUCCAUCCGCUGGUUA
Messenger RNA from Trichoderma reesei QM6a, 1640 nucleotides. Its product is annotated as aspartate kinase. The transcript has 6 exons. Bases 1 to 1542 code for a protein of 513 amino acids. The record is from RefSeq and is a predicted model, not a curated record. Gene Ontology annotation, molecular function: aspartate kinase activity. Lineage: Eukaryota; Fungi; Ascomycota; Sordariomycetes; Hypocreales; Hypocreaceae.